Messenger RNA from Phodopus roborovskii (desert hamster), 2463 nucleotides. Its product is annotated as protocadherin beta-3. Bases 39 to 2381 code for a protein of 780 amino acids. The record is from RefSeq and is a predicted model, not a curated record. The transcript is spliced from 3 exons. Gene Ontology annotation, cellular component: plasma membrane. Gene Ontology annotation, biological process: homophilic cell-cell adhesion. Lineage: Eukaryota; Metazoa; Chordata; Mammalia; Rodentia; Cricetidae. Gene Ontology annotation, molecular function: calcium ion binding.
UCCUUUUGGUGACAAGCCCUUGGAAAAACACCACGGAAAUGGAGGCCAGAGAGGAGUGCUUUCUUAAACCAAGGCAAGUCUUGCUUCUCUUUGUUUUUCUAGGAGGGUCUCUUGCUGGGUCCGGGGCUAGGCGCUAUUCUGUGGCCGAGGAAAAAGAGAAGGGCUUCUUAGUAGCCAAUCUAGCGAAGGAUCUGGGACUCAGGGUAGAAGAACUGGCUGAAAGGAGAGCUCAGGCUGUCUCCAAAGGGAACAUACAAUAUUUUCACCUCAGCCAUCAGACCGGAGAUUUGCUCUUGGUUGAGAAAUUGGACCGGGAGGAGCUGUGCGGUUCCACAGAGCCUUGUGUGUUGCACUUUCAGAUAUUGCUGCAUAAUCCUUUGCAGUUUAUUACAAAUGAGCUAGAGAUCAUAGAUGUAAAUGACAAUGCCCCGGAGUUCUUUGAAAAUGCAAUGCAGCUCAAAGUGCUGGAGAGCUCCCCACCCGGAACAAUAAUUCCCUUGGGAAAUGCUGUGGAUCUGGACGUGGGAAGAAACGGACUCCAGAACUACACGGUCUUUCCCACGUCCCAUUUUCAUGUUCGCACCCGCCACCGUAGGGAUGGAAGGAAGCAUCCAGAACUAGUGCUAGACAGAGCUCUGGAUCGGGAAGAGCAGCCAGAGCUCAGUUUAACUCUCACAGCCCUGGAUGGAGGAUCCCCACCUCGGUCUGGCACUGCCCAAGUCCACAUCCUGGUCUUAGAUAUAAACGAUAAUGCCCCAGAAUUUACGCAGUCACUCUAUGAGGUUCACAUUCUAGAGAAGAGCCCUGUUGGCUCUGUCAUUAUCACAGUCUCAGCUUCUGACUUAGAUACGGGAAAUUUUGGUGCAAUAUCAUAUGCAUUUUUCCAUGCGUCUGAAGAAAUUCUCAAAACUUUUCAACUAAAUCCCAUCACUGGUGAUAUACAGCUAGUCAAGGGUUUGGAUUAUGAAACAAUGAAUACUUAUGAAGUUGACAUAGAGGCUAAGGAUGGUGGAGGCCUUUCAGGAAAAUGUACAGUCAUAGUCCAGGUAGUAGAUGUGAACGAUAACCCGCCAGAACUGACUUUGACAUCAGUUAACAGUCCUAUCCCCGAGAAUUUGGCAGAGAUUGUAGUGGCUGUUUUCAGUGUUGCUGACUUAGACUCUGGAGAUAAUGGAAAAGUGACCUGUUUCAUCCAGAACGAUCUCCCCUUCAUCCUGAAACCAUCUAUAGAGAACUUCUACACUAUAGUGUCUGAAGGAGCACUGGACAGAGAAAGCAGAGCUGAGUACAACAUCACCAUCACAGUUACCGACAUGGGCACACCCAGGCUCACAACCCAGCACACCAUAACUGUGCAGGUGUCCGAUGUCAACGACAAUGCCCCUGCCUUCACACAAACCUCCUACACCCUGUUUGUCCAGGAGAACAACAGCCCCGCCCUGCACAUAGGCACCAUCAGUGCCACAGACUCAGAUUCAGGCUCCAAUGCCCACAUCACCUACUCGCUGCUGCCCACCCAUGACCCGCAGCUGGCUCUCUCCUCUCUCAUUUCCAUCAAUGCAGACAAUGGGCAGCUGUUCGCGCUCAGGUCUCUGGACUAUGAGGCCCUACAGACCUUCGAGUUCCGCGUGGGCGCCACAGACCAAGGCUCACCAGCGCUCAGCAGCCAGGUGCUGGUGCACGUGCUCGUGCUGGAUGCCAACGACAAUGCACCCUUUGUGCUCUACCCUCUGCAGAAUGCCUCUGCGCCCUGCACGGAGCUGCUGCCCAGGGCGGCAGAGCCAGGCUACCUGGUCACCAAGGUGGUGGCAGUGGAUCGCGACUCUGGCCAGAAUGCCUGGCUGUCAUUCCAGCUGCUCAAGGCCACGGAGCCAGGGCUAUUCAAUGUGUGGGCUCACAAUGGCGAGGUGCGCACUGCCAGGCUGCUGAGUGAGCGUGAUGCGCUCAAGCACAGGCUGCUGCUGCUGGUCAAAGACAAUGGCAAUCCUCAGAGGUCUGCCAGUGUCACUCUGCAUGUGCUGGUGGUGGAUGGCUUCUCUCAGCCCUACCUGCCUCUGCCUGAGUUGGCACAUGACUUCACACAGGAGGAAGACUCGCUCACGCUGUACCUGGUCAUUGCCUUGGCAUCUGUGUCUUCAGUCUUUCUCCUGUCUGUGCUGCUGUUCGUGGGGGUGAGGAUGUGUAGAAGGGCCAGGGCAACCUCACUGGGUGGCUGCUCUGUGCCUGGGGGUCACUUUCCUGGUCACCUGGUGGAUGUCAGUGGCACAGGAACCCUCGCCCAGAGCUACCAGUAUGAGGUGUGCCUGACUGGGGACUCUGGCACCACAGAUUUCAAAUUCUUUAACCCCAUUAUUCCUAGUAGUCUGCUUCAGGAUCCGUAGGUAAGUUUCAGUGUCCAGAAAACCGAGGUUUCAAUAACCGGAUCAAGAUUAGUUGCUUGGCUAUUAAUAUUUUAUCAGUGUA